AUGACUACGUUUAGCGGCGAUGAAACUGCUCCGUUCUUCGGCUUCCUCGGCGCAGCGGCCGCCCUCGUCUUCUCCUGUAUGGGAGCUGCUUAUGGAACUGCAAAGAGUGGUGUUGGUGUAGCUUCAAUGGGAGUGAUGAGACCUGAAUUGGUUAUGAAGUCUAUUGUCCCUGUGGUUAUGGCUGGUGUUUUGGGUAUUUAUGGGUUGAUUAUUGCUGUUAUCAUCAGUACCGGUAUCAAUCCCAAGGCUAAGUCUUAUUACCUCUUUGAUGGAUACGCACACCUCUCGUCCGGUCUUGCUUGUGGUCUUGCUGGUCUCUCAGCUGGUAUGGCCAUUGGAAUUGUUGGAGAUGCUGGCGUCAGGGCAAAUGCUCAGCAGCCUAAGCUCUUUGUUGGGAUGAUUCUUAUUCUUAUCUUUGCGGAAGCACUUGCUCUCUAUGGUCUCAUCGUAGGCAUCAUCUUAUCCUCUCGAGCUGGCCAGUCCCGAGCAGAAUGA
Messenger RNA from Arabis nemorensis, 495 nucleotides. The record is from the annotation of a GenBank genome assembly. Lineage: Eukaryota; Viridiplantae; Streptophyta; Magnoliopsida; Brassicales; Brassicaceae.